AUGAGGUGGUUACUUUCUUUUACCCUCGCCUUUGUCUGGUCGCUGGUGGCUCAGGCCAAGAGCUUUACUGGCAGCCGGUUGCUGGUUGUGCUCGAAGACCAGGCCGAGCGGGAGAAGUACAGCGUGUUCCUCGAGGACUUGACAUCCCGAGGAUUCACUACAACCGUCGGAUCACCAAAGGAUACUACUCUCACAUUACUCAAGCACGGCGAACGAGCAUACGACCAUGUCCUCCUCCUACCAGGCAAGUCGAAAGGCCUCGGCCCUGCCCUCACUGCGAACAACUUCCUCGAAUUCAUGAAGAACAAUGGAAACGUCCUUGUUGCCCUCUCAAGCGAAUACCCUACUCCUACGGCCGUUCAGGCAAUGCUACUCGAAGUCGACAUCAGCGUACCCAACGACAAGGGCGCAUUGGUCGUUGACCACUUCAACUACGAUUCGCUGUCAGCAGAUGAGGCGCACGAUGUUCUUCUCCUUCCGUUCCCAGGUGCGCUCAGGCCCGAUGUCAAGAACUACUUUUCUGGUGAGGGAUACAUUGCGGCCCCGCGCGCUGUCGGUCAGACUCUUGGAAACGAGUCUCCUCUCACUUCGCCCAUUCUUCGUGCCCCCAGUACUGCAUACAGCUACAACCCCAAGGAUGAAGCCGAGGGUUCCGAGGACCCCUUCGCGGUCGGUGGUCAGUUGAAUCUGGUCUCUGCCAUGCAGGCAAACAACGCGGCGCGCUUGGUUGUUGUUGGCUCUGCUGAGAUGCUCCAAAACAAGUGGUUCGCUGAGAAGGCGAAGCUGGGCGACAAGUCCAUCACCACCGGAAACCGUGAAUUUGCUGAGAAGGUGUCGGCCUGGGCUUUCAAAGAGACUGGUGUACUUAAGGUUGGAAAGCUCCUACACUACCAGGAUGAAGGUGCCAGCAAGAAGUUGAACACCAGCACUUCCAUCCCAGAGAGCAACCCCAGCAUUUACCGUAUCAAGACGGAUGUUCACUUCCAAGUUGAAAUCUCCGAGUACAACAUGGACCACCUGGAACCCUUUGUCCCUGCUUCAAACGACAACGUCCAGCUUGAGUUCAGCAUGCUUUCGCCUUUCCACCGUCUUAAUCUGUCUCCAAUUGCGAAGACCGAGAAUGCCACCAUCUUCGGUACCGGGUUCAAGACACCUGAUCAGCACGGUAUCUUCAACUUCCGUGUCAACUACCGUCGCCCAUUUGUCACCAACAUCGACGAGAAGAGGCAGGUCACCGUCAGGCACUUUGCUCACGAUGAAUACCCAAGGAGUUAUGAGAUUAGCGGCGCUUGGGUUUGGAUUGGAGGUAUCUGGGUCACCGUUCUCGGAUGGCUCGCAUUCGUAGCUGUCUGGCUGUACAGCGCACCUACUGAGAAGAGCACCAAGAAGACACAGUAG
Molecule: messenger RNA, 1398 nt
Organism: Bipolaris zeicola 26-R-13
Lineage: Eukaryota; Fungi; Ascomycota; Dothideomycetes; Pleosporales; Pleosporaceae
Exons: 3
Coding region: 1-1398 (465 amino acids)
Cellular component (GO): oligosaccharyltransferase complex; endoplasmic reticulum membrane
Source: RefSeq, a predicted model, not a curated record